AUGACUAGUAGUAGUAGUAGUAGUAGUAGUAGUAUUAGUAUUAGUAGUAGUAGUAGUAGUAGUAGUAGUAGUAGUAGUAGUAGUAGUAGUAGUAGUAGUAGUAGUAGUAGUAGUAGUAGUAGUAGUAGUAGUAGUAGUAGUAGUAGUAGUAGUAGUAGUAGUAGUAGUAGUAGUAGUAGUAGUAGUAGUAGUAGUAGUAGUAGUAGUAGUAGUAGUAGUAGUAGUAGUAGUAGUAGUAGUAGUAGUAGUAGUAGUAGUAGUAGUAGUAGUAGUAGUAGUAGUAGUAGUAGUAGUAGUAGUAGUAGUAGUAGUAGUAGUAGUAGUAGUAGUAGUAGUAGUAGUAGUAGUAGUAGUAGUAGUAGUAGUAGUAGUAGUAGUAGUAGUAGUAGUAGUAGUAGUAGUAGUAGUAGUAGUAGUAGUAGUAGUAGUAGUAGUAGUAGUAGUAGUAGUAGUAGUAGUAGUAGUAGUAGUAGUAGUAGUAGUAGUAGUAGUAGUAGUAGUAGUAGUAGUAGUAGUAGUAGUAGUAGUAGUAGUAGUAGUAGUAGUAGUAGUAGUAGUAGUAGUAGUAGUAGUAGUAGUAGUAGUAGUAGUAGUAGUAGUAGUAGUAGUAGUAGUAGUAGUAGUAGUAGUAGUAGUAGUAGUAGUAGUAGUAGUAGUAGUAGUAGUAGUAGUAGUAGUUUAAAGUUGAUAAGAAGUGAGCUUUAUUUACUAUCAGUUUAA
Molecule: messenger RNA, 720 nt
Organism: Schistosoma turkestanicum
Lineage: Eukaryota; Metazoa; Platyhelminthes; Trematoda; Strigeidida; Schistosomatidae
Source: the annotation of a GenBank genome assembly